Molecule: messenger RNA, 1287 nt
Organism: Mizuhopecten yessoensis (Yesso scallop)
Lineage: Eukaryota; Metazoa; Mollusca; Bivalvia; Pectinida; Pectinidae
Product: acetylcholine receptor subunit beta-type unc-29-like
Exons: 1
Coding region: 1-1287 (428 amino acids)
Biological process (GO): chemical synaptic transmission; signal transduction; nervous system process
Cellular component (GO): synapse; membrane; neuron projection
Molecular function (GO): extracellular ligand-gated monoatomic ion channel activity; transmembrane signaling receptor activity; neurotransmitter receptor activity
Source: RefSeq, a predicted model, not a curated record
AUGUGUUUUGCAGAGGAAAGCUGCCAUUUCCGCAUCACCAUGACAACCGCACGAGUCAUUUUAAUGCUGAUUUUGUUGUACAUCACUGGAGAGUCGGUGCAAGGACGUAAAGGAACGAUGGACGACUGGAUAAGGUUGACUAAUACAUUGUUUGCUAACUACACAAAGGAGAUAUACCCUGUGUACAACUUCACAGACGUGUUGAUGGUAGACACAGCAAUGAUGUUGUUAUCCAUUGUUGACUUUGACGAAUUGGCGGGAAUCAUAACAGUGAACGCCGUGCUGGUCGUAAAAUGGACAGACUAUCGCUUGAAAUGGGAUCCUAAUGAUUACGGUGGCAUAGAAGAUAUAUUUGUUAAUGCCUCAAAUGUAUGGAAACCAUAUUUAUACGUGCAGACGACCGCACAGGACCUGGAGCCGAUUGGUUCCAACCAAUUUGACGUUAGAAUAAAUCACACAGGACAUUGUAUAGUGUUACCUGGCCGACUCUUACGAUCCUCGUGUGUUACAGAUAUGAGACGUUUUCCCGUUGAUUCACAGGUAUGUGACAUUGUUAUAAGACAAUGGGGUAUCUAUCCGGAUGAAAUACAGCUCGUACAUACUCGAAAGACAUUUGUAAUGUCGGCUUUCUCACCGAACGGAGAAUGGAAUUUAGAUAAAACAUCAGUAUCUGAGUUCAUACAUUUAGAAUCUCCAAACAAUGGCGUUGUCUUUUCAAUUCAUAUAACGAGGAAGUCCAUGUUUUUCAUCAUCUACCUAAUAAUGCCGGUUCUCAUCCUGUGUUUCCUGAACCCGUUCGUGUUUCUGUUUCCUGCCUCCUCAGGGGAGAGAAUAUCCUACACAAUCACCAUGUUCCUGUCACUGGCCGUGUAUAUGACACUUAUCGGAGACAACCUGCCCAAGGUGUCGGACAACAUGGCGGGGAUGACGUACUUCCUGCUCUUUGCUUUGAUAUACAGUGGGCUACUUAUACUGCUUACUAUAUUUACACUACGAUGUGAAGCUGUUUCUGACGUAUGCAAAUUUCCAAAAUGGCUGCAAAAACUGACUCGCUUUAUUCAUAAACUUGGGAUCAACCAACAAGAAUCAGAUUAUACUCUGAAUACCAAUGAAACAAGAGAAGAAUAUCUGGAUAAGAAAGAACGUGAGAAUAAGCUAACGGAUGACGUGUUUGGUUGUGUGCACAAGGAUGACGUCACAAAAUUGAUUGACACGUCACUAUUCAUGAUAUCGUUUGGUCUAAUGCUUGGGGGUACUCUUUGGUUUUUGGUAUACUAUUAUACUUAA